AUGAAUACAACAACCCAAUCUCCAUGCAUAGUUCUAAGUUGGUCAUCUGAUACAGCUGGCACUCGUAAACCAACAUUAUACAUUUGUAUAAUGGCAACAAUAAUUCAUACAAUAUUUUGGAUUCAUUUUUUAUUUUAUUCAUCAAUUCGACAACGAGGAAUGUUUUGGCUUUAUGUCUAUUUAUUAACUGAUCUUUUUCUUAUCUUUCGAUUUUUUUUAUUUUAUGGUCAACGUAUUUCCAUGAUUUGUGUUCCAAGAUCAGCACGUACAAUUUUAUGUUAUUUCGAAGCGAUUUCAAAAAUUUAUACAAAUGUAAUCCAAAGUUAUAUUCUCUUAGGACUUAACGUAUGUCGGUAUAUACAAAUUGUUUUUAAUAGAAAUGUUUAUAUAAAAAAUGUCCGGUCACUUAUCUUGAGUAAUUUAGCAAUUUAUAUUAUUCCAAUGCUUAAUAUUAUUAUUCAAUUUCUUGUUAAUUGGACACAACUAUGGCGUCAAUUAGGUGGAAUAUGUGACAUUAAAUAUAUGUCAGUAUAUGUUCAAAUAUUUAAUAUAUUUAUUGUUUAUUUUAUUCCAGUUACUUUGAAUAUAAUAUUCAUUUUUCUUUGUAUUCGUUUUAUAAGUUCAACUGGAAAUAUUCGUAAUCAGCAAAUAAUUAAUAAUCGUCGUAAAUUUCAUAUGAGAUUAGUUAUUCAAUCAGUAGUAUUUUAUUCCAUUUGGCUUAUUUUAUGGAGUCCAUUUGUACUUUCUUUUCAAUUUGUUAAUGCAAAUACAUCAGUAGGUAUUGUUACAUCAAUGCUUAAUUAUAUUCAAAUUGCAUUAGAUCCAGCUAUCGUUGCAAUUAUUGACAUGAGAUUUUAUAAAGCGUGGAAGAAAACAUUUACUAAAAUUAUAAGAAAAAGAAAAAGACAAAGGCAAACUCUUCCAACAAAAAUAACAGAAGCCACUAAAAGAUACUAG
Molecule: messenger RNA, 957 nt
Organism: Adineta ricciae
Lineage: Eukaryota; Metazoa; Rotifera; Eurotatoria; Adinetida; Adinetidae
Source: the annotation of a GenBank genome assembly